Linum tenue is the source of this 1227-nucleotide messenger RNA. The record is from the annotation of a GenBank genome assembly. NCBI's taxonomy places the organism in Eukaryota, Viridiplantae, Streptophyta, Magnoliopsida, Malpighiales, Linaceae.
AUGCUCUCGACGCCGGCGAACGGAUCCCCCCCUCCGACAACAACUAUUUUUCCCUCUGGACGACCUCCGGACACAUCUCCGCCAGGGGGAGCCACAGCAACGACACAAAAUUCUCAGGAGAUGUCGGCAGAAACCAACUCGAAUGCGAUGAUGGUCGAUACCACCCCCUCAAAUCAACCUGACAUAAGGCCGCCGCUGACGAACAAUCAACAACCCUUCUCCUAUGCGAAGGCCGUUGCAGGGCUUCCUAUCGUGCCAGUCCAGCAGACAGGAUCCACUUUGUGGACCCCCGUUGGUGAACACGACCUGAUUCCGGGUGAGCGCAACGGUGAGCUAGCACUCAAUAUCUCGAGUAAUUUCAAGAACCGGAUCUGCGACCCCUGGAAGCGUACGCUGGUGGUUCGACUCCUUGGACUGAAGGUGGGCUUCAAUACUCUUUGCAACCGCUUACGUGCGCUGUGGAGACCAGUUGGGCAUAUGGAAGUGUUAGAUUUAGAUCGUGACUGCUUCUUGGUCAAGCUGGGUAACGAGCAGGAUUACUUUAAGGCUCUCACGGAUGGUCCGUGGAUGAUUUUCGAUCACUACUUAGUGGUGCAGCAAUGGACACCAGCCUUCAAGGUCUCCGAUCCUCUUCCCAAAACCAUGAUCGUAUGGGUUCAGUUACCAGCACUCAAGAUUCACUUCUACCACAAGGAGGUACUGACUUUUUUGGGCAACUUGAUCGGACGCACAAUUAAGCUUGAUUACCACACACUGAACCUUCAAAGAGCAAAGUUCGCGAGGAUAGCGGUUGAAGUGGAUCUGUCCAAGCAUCUGGUUCCAAGAAUAUGGUUGGAUGACGCUUGGCAGAAAGUGGAGUAUGAAAACUUGCCAACAGUUUGUUUCGAGUGUGGGAAGAUCGGCCACACUUCGGCCUCGUGUCCUUCUCUCCGAACAGCGGUCACCGUUCUGCCUGCCACACAACCACCUUCCGGCGAACCGUUGGCAUCCCCCACCGAUGUGCUCUCGGAGCCAAAUUCCGGAUUUGGGCCGUGGAUGGUGGUCUCGCGCAAAUCCAGGCGGAACAACAAGGAAAGCCUGAAAAAAGGAAAGAAUGGAAUGGAUCACUCAAAUCAGAAUCACAGCAGUCAAGGCCUGAUGGGGAAAGAGAGCAUCCCACGCAAGGAAGAUGCAGAUAAUCCAAUUGAGCCCCAGCAGCCCAAAAACGAACACCACGCCUUCAACUGA